CUCUGGGCUUUCUUUUAGCCUGCCCUCCCUGCCACAAUAGCGUGCUCAAACUCACACUCACUGACACACUCACACACACACGCAUCCCUAUUCACACACACUUACACACACCCCUACUCAGACACACUCACACACACCCCUACUCAGAUACACACACACCCCUACUAACACACACCCCUACACACACACCCCUACACACACACACCCCUACUCACACACCACAUUGUCUGCGUUCGGCUCUCCCUUCCCACUCUGCCUCCAUCUCCCUUCCAGGAUGCACAGACGACUGCUCUCUCUCUGGGUGACUGGGGCGCUGCUGCUACCCUUGUGCUGGGAGUCUGAUGGAUGGAGUUCCAGAUACUCUGUGUAUUGUCCUGCUGCCAGCUCAAUGAUGUAUCCCCCUGGGGGCCAGACCAGCUCCAUGAUGUAUCCCCCUGGGGGCCAGACCAGCUCCAUGAUGUAUCCCCCUGGGGGCCAGACCAGCUCCAUGAUGUAUCCCCCUGGGGGCCAGACCAGCUCCAUGAUGUAUCCUCCUGGGGGCCAGACCAGCUCCAUGAUGUAUCCCCCUGGGGGCCAGACCAGCUCCAUGAUGUAUCCCCCUGGGGGCCAGACCAGCUCCAUGAUGUAUCCCCCUGGGGGCCAGACCAGCUCCAUGAUGUAUCCUCCUGGGGGCCAGACCAGCUCCAUGAUGUAUCCCCCUGGGGGCCAGACCAGCUCCAUGAUGUAUCCCCCUGGGGGCCAGACCUCCCUCCUGCCUCCAUACGGUUCCAUUGUUCCAUUGUUUGUCUUUGCUCCAUAACUCAUAAGAUAAGUCUCUGUGUGUCUCUACCCCAUAACUCAUAGGAGAAGUCUGUGUGUGUCUCUACCCCAUAACUCAUAGGAGAAGUCUCUGUGUGUCUCUACCCCAUAACUCAUAGGAGAAGUCUCUGUGUGUCUCUACCCCAUAACUCAUAAGAGAAGUCUCUGUGUGUCUCUACCCCAUAACUCAUAGGAGAAGUCUCUGUGUGUCUCUGCUCCAUAACUCAUAGGAGAAGUCUCUGUGUGUCUCUACCCCAUAACUCAUAGGAGAAGUCUAUGUGUGUCUCUGCUCCAUAACUCAUAGGAGAAGUCUGUGUGUGUCUCUACCCCAUAACUCAUAGGAGAAGUCUCUGUGUGUCUCUGCUCCAUAACUCAUAGGAGAAGUCUCUAUGUGUCUCUGCUCCAUAACUCAUAGGAGAAGUCUCUGUGUGUCUCUGCUCCAUAACUCAUAGGAGAUGUCUCUAUUAGUCUCUGCUCCAUAACUCAUAGGAGAAGUCUCUGUGUGUCUCUGCUCCAUAACUCAUAGGAGAAGUCUCUGUGUGUCUCUACCCCAUAACUCAUAGGAGAAGUCUAUGUGUGUCUCUGCUCCAUAACUCAUAGGAGAAGUCUCUGUGUGUCUCUACCCCAUAACUCAUAGGAGAAGUCUCUAUUUGUCUCUGCUACAUAACUCAUAGGAGAAGUCUCUGUGUGUCUCUGCUCCAUAACUCAUAGGAGAAGUCUCUAUGUGUCUCUGCUCCAUAACUCAUAGGAGAAGUCUCUAUGUGUCUCUGCUCCAUAACUCAUAGGAGAAGUCUCUGUGUGUCUCUGCUCCAUAACUCAUAGGAGAAGUCUCUAUGUGUCUCUGCUCCAUAACUCAUAGGAUAAGUCUCUGUGUGUCUCUGCUCCAUAACUCAUAGGAGAAGUCUCUAUUUGUCUCUGCUCCAUAACUCAUAGGAGAAGUCUCUAUGUGUCUCUGCUCCAUAACUCAUAGGAGAAGUCUCUAUGUGUCUCUGCUCCAUAACUCAUAGGAUAAGUCUCUGUGUGUCUCUGCUCCAUAACUCAUAGGAGAAGUCUCUAUUUGUCUCUGCUCCAUAACUCAUAGGAGAAGUCUACGUGUGUCUCUGCUCCAUAACUCAUAGGAGAAGUCUCUAUUUGUCUCUGCUCCAUAACUCAUAGGAGAAGUCUACGUGUGUCUCUGCUCCAUAACUCAUAGGAGAAGUGUCUGUGUGUCUCUCCUCCAUAACUCAUAGGAGAAGUCUCUAUUUGUCUCUGCUCCAUAACUCAUAGGAGAAGUCUCUGUGUGUCUCUGCUCCAUAACUCAUAGGAGAAGUGUAUGUGUGUCUCUGCUCCAUAACUCAUAGGAGAAGUCUCUAUUUGUCUCUGCUUCAUAACUCAUAGGAGAAGUCUCUGUGUGUCUCUUCUCCACAAGUCAUAGGAGAAGUGUCUGUGUGUCUCUGCUCCAUAACUCAUAGGAGAUGUCUCUGUGUGUCUCUCCUCCAUAAUUCAUAGGAGAUGUCUCUGUGUGUCUCUGCUCCAUAACUCAUAUGAGAUGUCUAUGUUGGUCCUGGGCAGGGAAGAUAAGGUUUAUUUCUCCCCUGAGGCAUACCAAACAAAUGAGGUGGGGCUCUCCAAACCCAGAAUCCACAUUUAAUGGAACAAUGGUUUUUGUUUUCUUGCAAAUAACACACUGCGUAGUCCUCAUGUUGGGUGUAUCUGAUAGGUUUGUAAUAGGAGAUGUUGAGGAGCACAAUGACUUGGAGUGUAGUUCAGUGAAAGACAUGAUGGGAUAUGAGGUAUGAUAUAGAUGGCUUUUAGAUUCAGGGCUGACCAGGUUUUUGGUCAUAGCAUUUCUUUCUCUUCCCUUUUUCCACAGCAAACAAAGAGGACUAUGAGGAGGAAUAUGAUGACUAUUCUACACAAACACCAGACUAUGACUACACCGCCACCUUCGAUUACACCUAUUUCAGUAACACCACCGGCCAUGAGGACUAUAGUUUGUAUGUAAUUCUAGGAGAGAAGAAGAAUGUGGAGGAGAAGGAUCUUGAGAAUAAGGCUUUAGCGAUUGGCUCCCCAUGCCCAGUGCUACUCCUCGGAUUGGCUGCUCACCAACUCCAUCGAUUACUGUGAAUGAAACCGAGCACUGCAGAACAUACACAGAUAUACAGGACCCUGAACUGAGCAGAAAGUUACCCAAUAUUCUGGAAUUGGACUGAGCAGAAAGUUACCCCAUAUUCUGGAAUUGGACUGAGGAGAAAGUUACCCAAUAUUCUGGAAUUGGACCUUUUUAAGGAUCAAUGGACACAGCAUGAGAUUCUCCACCACUGACUUUCUAUACUAUAGUUGUAAAAACUCACAGUGACUCCUGAAUCUUAACUUAUGAAAGAAGCCCACAACUUGAAUUCAUAAACAUCUCCCAUAAUAAUAUUUGCAUUGUAUGCACGUCUCAAGUUGUAAGAUCAAAUCAAAAUCAAAUGUAUUUAUAAAGCCCUUCUUACGUCAGCUGAUAUCUCAAAGUGUUGUACAGAAACCCAGCCUAAAACCCCAAACAGCUAGCAAUGCAGGUGUAGAAGCACAGUAGGAAAAACUCCCUAGAAAGGCCAAAACCUAGGAAGAAACCUAGAGAGGAACCAGGCCUCUUCUGGCUGUGAUGUGUCCCUUAGAGUAAUAAUAGCACAAAGCCAAUAUACCCCACGUAUUCCAUCUUGUUUGGACUUCAUACAAACUAAUAUGUAUAUUAUACAUGCUGUUUAUCUUUUAACACAUCUUUUCCAAGUAUGUUUUGUUUCUGUUUGAUAUUCUGUUAUGAAAAUAUAAUGCUUUCUACAACCAUGGAA
Molecule: messenger RNA, 3611 nt
Organism: Oncorhynchus nerka (sockeye salmon)
Lineage: Eukaryota; Metazoa; Chordata; Actinopteri; Salmoniformes; Salmonidae
Product: bile salt-activated lipase-like
Exons: 5
Coding region: 275-799 (174 amino acids)
Source: RefSeq, a predicted model, not a curated record